Messenger RNA from Paramecium tetraurelia, 611 nucleotides. RefSeq lists its product as uncharacterized. The record is from RefSeq and is a predicted model, not a curated record. The transcript is spliced from 4 exons. Lineage: Eukaryota; Ciliophora; Oligohymenophorea; Peniculida; Parameciidae.
AUGAAUCUUAGACCACAAGAUCAUUCAGAAGGCAAUCAAGCAUAAUACAAUAAAAAAUAUGCUAUCCAUUAUCAAAAGCCUGGCGAGGAAGAGCUCAAACAAAUUGUACUCGAAUUACCCAGCAUUUUCACUGUUGGUGACUGUAUAGAUUUUUCUAUUGAAUAAAUCAAUAUCCAAGAUCCCUGUAUAUAUAUAAAGUCUAAAUCAUUAUUAGCCUUUAAAUUCUAAGGUUCCGCAGAUCGUUUUAAAUUGAAAGUGGCAAAAAAGAAUGGCAAACCAAAAGAUGACUUGCCAGCCUUGGACAACGAAUAAUAACUCAUUGACACUGGUGCAAUUGUGUUUGCAUUGGUUUUAAACCAGAAUUAAUAACAAUUAGAAAAACAAAUAACAUUUGCUCCAACUAACCAAUCCAACCAGACUCAACAGUCUCAACCCAACCAACAAGAUUCCUCCAUUAAACAAAGAACCUCUUAUAGCAAUAGUUUAAGUAAUAACAAGAAGAACAAAAAUGGAGGAAACGAUUAAAAAAAUGAUGCCAAUGGAUUUUGUUUCUUUAAGCAAUGCGCUUGAAAUGAAUUCGUACUACCAACUUAAUAUAUCCCAUAUCAUUU